Eurytemora carolleeae is the source of this 1445-nucleotide messenger RNA. RefSeq lists its product as uncharacterized. The transcript has 2 exons. NCBI's taxonomy places the organism in Eukaryota, Metazoa, Arthropoda, Copepoda, Calanoida, Temoridae. Bases 20 to 859 code for a protein of 279 amino acids. The record is from RefSeq and is a predicted model, not a curated record.
GGAUGAGACGAGAGCUGAGAUGCUGAAUAUCCAGGAGGUGCUGGAUACCCAGGAGAAUCAGCUCAGGGAGCAGACGGCCAAGUACUCCCUCCUCCUAGUGAAGUUGAGGGAGGAGGAGGAGGAGGGGAGGAGGUUAAAGGAGAAGGUGAGGAAAAAGGAUGAGUUGAUAAGAAGAAAGGAGCAGGAUUGGAAGAGGAUGGAGGAUAGUUUAAGAGUUCAAGUUGAUGAGAUGAACUUGACCUUGAAGGAACUUCAGAGCCUGGUUCAGGAGAAAGAGAACAUAAUCAAAGAUAUAAAAAUUGAGGAGAGCACACGAGCAAAAUCUUUAUAUCAAGCGUUGAGCAGCUACGUGACCGAAACCAGCUCCUGUAUUCAACCCAUCCUUGACUCCAGUCAGUCGAGGGAGCCGGAGAGGCAAGAGAUUCCGUCCCAACAUAAACACGUUAAAAUCCCCCAGACAGCCUAUUCCAUGCAUGCAGUGCCCAACGGAAAAGAAACUAACGGAAAAGCAACCAACGGAAAAGCAACCAACGGAAAAGCAACCAACAGAAAAGAAACCAACGAAAAGGAAAUUACAGGAAAAGAAACUACUGGAAAAGAAACCAAUGGAAACGAUCCGAACAUAAUCGAUGAAAUUAACAUCAACGGUCAUCCUAGCCCAGGCUUAACAGAUGAGAAGUCCAGCAGUGAUACUACUACUCUGAGUGAAGAAACUACUGAGAAUGAACCUGGAACAGAAAGUGCUGCUGGAACCAGUCUGAUCAAACAUCCUUCUGAAGAUGCUACCAGAGCUGUCAGUACUGAUCUAGAUCUGGAGAAUGGAAAUCUUAAUCUUGAUAGUGACGGAGUUCACAUCUAGCACUUUUUUAUGGAUUUUUAUGAAAUAUUCUGUUUUAUCGAAGGUUACAAAAGAUUGACCCCUAAUCUAAUCAAAUCAGUUAAUCUAUGAAAAGAAAAAGAAAACCUAAUUAAAAAUUCUCAGAACGCUUUUGAGUAAAAUCAAAUCAAUAAACUAAAAUUAACGAAGUGAAUUAAAUGAUUAUAUAAAGAUUAGAUUUUCCUGAUAAAUUCCACUUAAGAAGACGAUACUAAACGAUUCACAAGAUUAAAACCAAGAAAUCUUUUUUAAAGGAUAUCCAAUCUUCUUUUUGAAAAUCAAAGACCUUUGGCAAUCGUAUUUUGAAGAGAGAUGGUUUGAUAUCCGAUAAAAUUGGCUCAUUUUAGUCUAUUUUCGAUAAAACGUUUAUUUCUAUAGACAUCAUUAAUGACAUUAAAGGUUUUGAUAUUUUUAAUUGUUUCUGAGAAACGCUCAAAUCAGCGAUAACCUCAUUAAAUUAGUUUGUUUUUAAUAAUGUUUUUGGCCCCUUAAACUUUUAUGAUGGGGGGAAAAUUGCGAAAAUUGAAUUUUUUAUCGCAAAAUCCAGUUUUAUAGUAAAAAUGUUUGC